Messenger RNA from Drosophila rhopaloa, 448 nucleotides. RefSeq lists its product as uncharacterized. The record is from RefSeq and is a predicted model, not a curated record. The transcript has a single exon. NCBI's taxonomy places the organism in Eukaryota, Metazoa, Arthropoda, Insecta, Diptera, Drosophilidae. The coding region runs from base 1 to 330 and encodes 109 amino acids.
AUGAAGUCAAUUAUUCUGAUCGGCGGCAUCUGUAUCGUGGUCCUCGUCCUUUUCAACCUGGAUGCUUCGCGUGCGCAGAACACCACUAACACUACCUCCGAUUAUAGUUCUACCUUGUCUCAGUCCCCCAAAAAAGUGUACAUAACCGAUCUGAAAUACAACAUUACCAGAAGGAUUCGUGUGACCAGCCCAACAACCAGCAGCAGUUCCAAGAGCAAGAGCAAAAACAAUAGCAACCGCAAACUGAACGCCAAGAGGACCCAGGCCAAACGCAACAAGUCCAAUCGCUCCAACAAGCGGAAGUCGAACGCCCGCGUGGUCAGGGGUUAGCCAUGGUUAGCCCAUCUAUUUUAAAGACAAUGUUUUUAUUUUUUGAGCUCGUUCUAAACACAAAACACUUAAGUUUAGCGUCGCAACAACGGGCGAAUUAAAUUAGAUAAAUACGUAA